Molecule: messenger RNA, 237 nt
Organism: Cylicostephanus goldi
Lineage: Eukaryota; Metazoa; Nematoda; Chromadorea; Rhabditida; Strongylidae
Source: the annotation of a GenBank genome assembly
AUGUUCAAAGUGCUUGCAGAGAAAACUGGUAUCGCAAAUUUCUCCUACGUUAACGUUGACAGCGUUUACGAUAUAACAAGAGAGUUAGAUAACAAUAUGACGGACAAACAGCCACCAUGGGUGUUCCAAACAUGGGCUCAGUAUGAGAAUAGCAGUACAUUGGAUAUAAUAAGCGAACUGCGACGUGUACGCUUUAUGACCAACUUCGAUUCCCCUGACAAGGCAAAGGUGAAAUAA